UCAGCUUCGUGCUGCCCGCUCCGGCAGCCAUCCGUGCUUCUCUGGCCCGUUGCAUUCCCAUCUCCAAGCAAGGAGACUUCAAGUUCAUCCAUACAUGCUAAAGACUAGGAUACUUGCAAGCCACCGCCGAGGUUCCUCGACCGGAGCCCAGCAAUCGGAGCCGACCAUCACUACCCGCAGCUCCCCUCUGCAUAAUACAGAUGGCUCAAGACCAAGAUCCGGCAGCCGAUGAGUCCCUAGAACGUGCCAUCUCAUCUGAGCCUAGCUCAACAAAGGGUUCAAAUCCUUACAUGGAUACCGAUCUGCCCUCACCCAAGCGCAGGCGUACUUCUCGCAGCGGCCCAUCUCGAAGCCGAUCCGUCGAUUCGCCCUCGUCCGUGAGGCACUCGUACGAUUCUCCCGGCAUCUCAUCUGCCAACACGGUACCUGAAGCCAGGACAGAUCCCGAUACUAUGGAUACCAGCAGUGGGACAGAGCCGCCUACUCCGCCAAAUGCUCCUCGUUCUGCCACUCCGGAGCCAAAAGCUACACAGCCCGAGCCUUCCUCCGUAUCACGUCCGAAUCGAGUCACCAUAAACGUGCGGACCCCUUCUCGCCCUCUCGAUACCAUUCCCUCUUCGCCUACCUCGGUCUCUGUGCAGACUUCCGGAGAACCAUUGCCGUCGGUCGAUAACAUACAAGCAAGCGUGGAGGCGCCCGAGGUCGACAUGACCCGGGAUGAUGCCAUCCAGGAUGCUCUUCCCUCCCCAAUCUCAGAUGCCAGUAGCCCUGUGAUUGAGGUUGGAAUGGAAAAGGAGACUGAAGAGGCCUUUACUGUGGAUGCGAAGCUUGUCGUGGAAGAGCCUGUCACGGACAUGUUGCCCGACUUCCCAUUCCACGACGACCACGAGACUUAUCGCGAUACAGUUGAGAAACUAGCACCUCUUCUAGAUGAGGCAGUUGGCCGAAAUGUCGCUCUGUGGAUUGGGGAGUUUCUUGAUCAUAUCAGAAAUGUCCCAGUUUCUACAGCCACCGGCUGGUACACGCGAUACAGUGCCCUUUGGCAUUCGCUUCCUACAUUAGCUUCAGCAUGGCACGACCGGCGGCACUUGUACUCGAGCAUCAAGGCCAUCAAACGUGAGCCAUUUGCCCUUUAUCAGCAAUUUGCGAGGCUCACUGCGUUCUUCGUCGAACUCGAUGUUCACCGCCUCAAGGAAUGCGCGACUGUGGAAGAACGGGGGCAGGUGCAACUCGUUUCAAUCAAUUACAUGCACGUCCUUACUGCACUCAUCAAUUACGAAGGGUUUUACCAACAACUAGACGAGGAAGGGUGGAGCUACGCCAUUGAAGCUUCAACUAUUUCGGAUGCCUUCCUCAAUUAUGGCGGCAACUCUGCCAGUACAGCCUUCCACCUUGGACGUUUCACUCAACUCGUGUCCGAGUUGUUGCCGCAAAACCCCAGAUUGAUCAACGAAUUGGCGUGCGUGAGCUUUCUCUACUGGGCUAUCAUACGAAAAGUUUCCACCAUGCCAGAGAACACAGCCUACAUGAGCUACGACCCUACCACGAGCAUUGUUUCCUCAGGUUAUCUCGUCUACAAAGCUCUCUCACCGAAGCUGGAGGCCAUCAUCACUGGUGAUGACCACAAGCAUCUUCUUUGGGAACCCACAUUACGCCACCUCUCGUCACUGACAUUGAUCUACCAUCAUUGUCUCGCGGCCGACGGUACCAUUCCCAAGCCUCUGAUACAACAUCAACUCCAAGGCUCGAUACCAUUCAGCUCGCGCUUUCUCCCUGAUGCUGUUGCGUAUCUCUGGAAGUUUCGAAUGUUUUGCACUCUGAUCAUGUCCGGCCAGAUGCAGCUUCGCAUACGAUCCGCGAUGGGAAUGUGCUCCGACUUGAUUACCUUCUACAAGAAGUACAACAAUCACCCAGACGACUCCAGUCUUGCCUUUCUGCAGCACAUUGCCCAAUAUCUCAUGGAAUCUGGCCUCGUAUCCUACAUCUUGGGACCCAAAUGCCAUCCAGAGAUUACGCUAGAGUCCAGUAACAUCGUUGGCUUCCUGGCUGUCACGCGGACCUAUACCGCUGAUCACACCAAUCUCAUGUUCCAGACUAUCCAGUCAACCCAGGACCCGCGAAUAUCCAGCGCCCUCGUCAACAUGAUCAACAAGAUUGUACAGCUUUUCAAUCCAAAAGAUCUCUUGUACUUCUGUACAAGGUUGGAGGCGAUGCCUCUGGACUCUUUCACCUCGACCAUGAGAGACUUUUGCGCUCAAGUGCUGCAGCAGCUGGCUGACAAGCUGGAGAGAAUAGGCAACUAUCCGAUCCCAUAUUCAUUAUGCGUUCGCCUCGUACGAGACUCUUCAGUCUUUGGGUCACAGUCUCAGAUUGCUUACCCUGAAAUCCACCACUUCGCGAUCCAGAAGUUCUCGGAGUUAUUGAGGGAGGGUCCAACUGAGGAGAUUCGUAUGCAAACUUACACAGAGUGCUUGCGAAAUAUUUCUGAGAGAACCCCAUUUGCAUUGGGAAGCUUAUGGAUUUUGUCCAGAAUGACGCGUUCGUCCGCGGGUAGAGAACUCAAGCUGCUAGCUAAGCAACAUGACCUGGUCAGAAUUCUCGUUGAGGAGUUUGAAGGCUCGAUUCCAACCGCGCGGGCUGCUGGGUUUCCUCCGGUCAUUAGUGGCUAUGCUAAUGCACCUCGAAGAGAUCUUCUGUCCUGGGUCCUGAGCGAUGGGUCUCCCGAAAUUCCCCCGGACAUUAGCCAGAAACUUUGGAAUUUGCUUGUUGGUCCAGAGGCGGCAUGCGAGGAAGACAGGACCGCGGGAUGGAAAUUGCUGCAGGAAAAUUCCAAAGCCAAGUUUGCGUCAACAUGCUUCACCGACUUUCUGCCAUCGCUUGAUCCGAAAUUCUUUACCUUCGGCACAAUUGACUUCAUCCGCACUGGCAUCCUGCCGGUCAUUCAUUCUCCGCGUCUCCUCGUUGAAGACACAGAGAGCAUCGGUCGUUUUGGGAUAGAGCAACUUUGGCGCAUUAUCCUUUCGGUACCGGAGGGUAGCAUCGAAAAGCCAGCCAUUGACCUCCUUGUAGGCGAGGUUUAUAUGGGAAAUUCGUCCAAGGGCCCAGUUCCCCUCCCCAUCGCUCGCCAACUACACUUGGCGUUGGCCGAACGUUGUCUUGAUCAGUUGAUCUCGGCGGCCAAGAAAUUGAGGAGUCUUUGCCUUGAUGUCCCCAGCAGGGAGUCCAAAAUGAACGACACGAUGCACCUAGAACAGCAGGUAUGCGAACAAGAACGCCUUUGCAUUCGCCCGCUUGCCGUCCUCAGAGCCUUCCAUUUGGAGUAUAAGGACAAUCCCAAAUUUUCCGCACCUGAUCUCCGCGCACUUAGCUUGGAUCCACCGAAGCAGAUUGAGGGAGACUCAGCUGAGCUCAAGUACCAGUCAUUUGAUGGCGAAUCCCAGACCGACAUACUUCCGCUUAGUAUUGGCAAGCUCAACACGGCGAGAUCACUGUUUGGAAGCCUGCGUGAGGCCACGGGGUUUGAAAACUACCGGAUGUAUUACCGAGGUAGUGUACUCCUACCUCGAGAAGAGUUGAUGUGCAAGUCACUGGAAGAACUGCGAAUUCACGACGGCUUGAUCCUCGUGAAACGCGAAGCAGACGACUAUGCGACAUCACCAGGCGAGAAUAUACGCUCCGGAGCCUCACCUGUUGAGGUUGUUAUUUUACGUCAUUUUGCUGAGUUGUAUGAGUGCUUGACAAUGGAGAAGAUUUCUGAAGAGAUUUACGAUCUCCUUAGCCAACUGCCGGCCGAUGAGAACAUCCUGAAGCUCAUUGAUGACCCUUCAACAACCCACCAGGAUAUCUUCCCCACCGAUCAGCCGUUCAAGUCGAAGUAUUCUGUAUAUGCACUACGCGAAUAUCUCAUACCUCGAAAAGAUGGCGUUCCCAAUCACCGCUAUGAGAGUAUCACGGGUAACGGAGACUCGGCCAACUCACACAGCAAAGCCCUGCUCAGAGGUUUACGCAUCGUGGUUGGUGCGAUAUCAGACCAGGAUUUAACCCGAAACUGGCCUAGUCAUGAAAUGCAGCUUGACUGGAUCUUCCCCUUGGUAGAAUGCUUUGUCCUGAUACUUCAAGAUCCUCUCCUUCCGCACUCGGCUACCGAGCUAGUCGACGGGACCUUACUGGAUCGCUUGGUCAGCAUUCUAGUCGCUUGCCACAACAGCGCAGCUGAACGCACCGUUCAUCGCAUACCGGUCUGCAUCCACAGCAUCUUGGAAGCCUGCUCAAUGAGUCCAGAAUUCAUGAAAGCGUGUUUCGAACAUGACAGCAUCCCGAAGCUGCUCGAGAAUCUGUUACUUCAUGACCAACGCGCAAGCGUUAGGCAGAGUACAAAUCAAUUGUUGCUAGGCAAAUUCAAUAUUGAUACCCCCACAGAACUAGGAAGGGUUUCCCAGGAUCCAGAGUCAUGCAUUGCUGACUCUGAGACGUUGUCUGAUGAUGACAAUCCCUUCCGCGCAUAUCUAUGGCCUGUCAUCUCGGGCUUUGUGCGGUCGGCCAUGAGUAGCCCCGGUAACCCAUCAGAGUUUUUCGAAUUGUGCCAAAGCAUGUUGAUGACUCUGGUGAAAUCCAAGUCAUCUUUAGUUGACGUUCAAAAACUCUCCCAGGAAUGGAUCGGAUUGCUCCUCGAGUAUCAGACCUUCGAGGACCCUACACAACCCUCCAAAGUGGACGUUGCCGUUAGCGGCUUGAUCGAUCUGAUCUGGGCGAUUGUCAGUGGACAUCAGUAUCUUGGAGACACAUUGGCCGGUGUCGCCCGCAAACUCUACUGGCAGCAUCUCUAUCCGCCUAUGGGAACGAAAGAGGCAGAGAGUUCCAGGCCCAUCAUUACCGAUUCCACAAGGGACAAGCUUUGGAGUAUCGUUCUGGUCCUCGUCGGCGAAGACCCAACACAGUUUUCAUGGCUCAUCGAGGACUUGAAGGCCUUGACUCCACCGCGUCCUGACCCAGAAUACCAUCCGUACUUGUACGAAGUUCCUCUACCGUAUGAGCGAGAGAAGGUUCUCAGAUCGUCAGCCGGCUACGUGGGACUGAAAAAUCUAUCCAACACAUGUUACUUCAACUCUUUGUUGACCCAGCUCUACAUGAACACGGACUUCCGUGAGUACAUUUUGCAAAGCCCGAUACGGAACAUGGUUGCGGGGUCUCAGAAGCUACUCCUUGAGAUGCAGAGGCUGUUUGCGUUUAUGCAGAACAGCAUCCGUCGCUUCGCCAACCCAGAUGACUGCCUUGGGAGUAUCAGAACGUACGAGGAUACGGUGAUCGACGUCACGAACCAGAUGGAUGUCGACGAGUUUUACAACCUUCUUUUUGACCGAUGGGAAGGGCAGUUUCCCAACGCUGCAGAGAGACGCCGGUUCCGCUCCUUUUACGGCGGACAGCUAGUCCAACAGGUUGCCUCCAAGGAAUGCAGCCAUGUAUCUGAACGGCUGGAACCUUUCUCUGCCAUACAGUGUGACAUCAAAGGGAAGACGACUUUGCAGGAAAGCUUGCAAGCAUACGUGGAUGGGGAAAUUAUGGAGGGCGAGAACAAGUACAAGUGUUCGGAAUGCAACCGCCACGUUGAUGCUGUCAAGAGGGCUUGCCUGAAGGAUAUCCCCGACAACCUUAUCUUCCAUCUGAAACGUUUCGAUUUCAAUCUGCGUACGCUGCAGAGGAGCAAGAUCAACGACUUCUUCUCCUUUCCUGACACAAUUGAUAUGCGCCCCUAUACUAUGGAGCACUUGAAGAAUCCGGACGAGGACCAGCAAGAGGAUAUCUUUGAGCUUGUCGGGGUCCUGGUACACUCUGGAACGGCCGAGUCAGGCCACUACUAUUCCUACAUCCGUGAACGGCCAUCAAGAAGCGAACAUCCGGUGUGGGUUGAAUACAAUGAUGACUCUGUUUCAAGCUUUGAUCCUAGUCAACUGGAACACGCCUGUUUCGGCGGCACGGAUUACAGGUCAAACUCCGACCACAACGGCAUGCACUUUGAGAAGUCCUAUAGCGCCUACAUGCUGUUUUAUGAACGGUCGUCAUCUCUUGCAAAGAAGCAACAAAAGCUUGGCGAACUUGGGCAAGCCAGCCCGCUCCAGGUAGACAUGUUGCCUUACCUGAAACCCUGGAUCAGGGAGGACAACAUGACGUUGCUGAGAAGACACUGCUUGUUUGACCCGUACCACACACGGCAUGUGUGCCGCGCCCUGGAGAUGAUGAAGCAACUUAACGGACAUCGAUGCACUCCAGAUCAUGCGAUCGAGAGCGAAGCCAUGACGAUGGGGCUCGGCCACCUAGACCAGGUCGCUUCGAAACUAAAAGAGUUGGAAGACUUCCGUUUGCUUACAGAGGAGAUUCUGCAACUUUCGCGAGAUUGUCCGCACUCCAGCAUAACGAUCUUUCGGUGUUCUUCGGGGCCGUAUGAGCCACUACGGAUGCUUUUGCAGAGAAAUCCGGAUGCCGAUGUCCGCCAGAAGACACUCGAGAUUCUGAUUACGGCGAUCAAUGUUAUUAAGGAGCAACUACCUUCGCGGUACGGUUUGCCAUCUCCCGAUGCGAAUGACGUCGACCCCCCGGAUUCGGCCAUGGAACACGUCAUGGUUCUUUUUGAGACCCUUUUCGCAUACAUCCACACGAGCACGAGGUCGUGGCCUGAAGUGUUUGGUUUGAUGAUGGCGUUCGUCAAGUUGGGACGCCAUGAGAUGGCGAAGUACUUGAAAAGGCCAUUCCUGGAGAUUCUUCUGAGGCUCAUUAUGGCUGAUACUAAUUUGCGCAUCGGUCAACAGUACCAAAAGCUUGCGUUGCAUCUUUCGCGCCGGGCUAAAAAUCGAUUGCCCGACUACGGAUCGCUCAUUGGUUUGCUGGAUAUCUUGCUGGCGUCUAUGCAAGUUGAAGACGAAAACCAAGUCAGGAUUACCGUGGGCCGUCCUGAUCAAAGGUUCCAGAAUGAUCCAUGGCUCGAACAGCCUUUCCUGUACACGCAAGUGGAAGCCAACCUCCUGGAAACGAUGUGGGAUAAGACUCAAGCCAACAUUUUUGCCGAAAAACUCAUCAGCAUCUACCAGAACGUCGAGGCGACUCACCGGAUAAUCAUCAACUUGGUCAAGCAAAGCCGAUGGCUCGAAGAGGGUAUUUUCCACGCUCUUGUCGCCAACAUUAGCAGCCAGAAUACAAGUCAGCUCAUAUAUCCAUUCCUGCAUGCGUCACUGAUAUUUUGCCGUCAUGCGCCUACUAGGCUAUUGGUGGAAAAGCUCAUAGAGCAUAUUUGCAACCAAUGCCGUGUCGUGGAGACUGCAGAUGGCGGAGCGUUCUUGGAAUUUCACCGGGCACUGUUCGAUUCCAAACGAGAGAGCCAGGAUGAUGAAACUGUUGCUCUUCAAGUGAUCAGCAUCCUGCCCGAUUGGGCUCCUGGUUUGUUGGGCUACUAUGACACGAGAACGAGUUCAGACACUGAGCGUUUCAUUUACGAGAAGCUUUUCCAGUACGGACCAUCGCCCUCAUUUGGUGAUAGCGAGCAGGACAAAAGGAAAGCGGAGUGCAUGAAGACGAGCGCGAAGCGAUUAGGAAUUCGUUGCUUGCAGUACCUAAGGGACAAUUUCGUAGACACGGGCGUUGAAGUGUCCGCGCAACUUGUUAUGAGCUUGGAACGAGUGAUUGAUCUGUGCGGCAAGUACUUCCCUCCUCCGGGCCCUGAAGAGGAUGCAGAAGCCAGAGUGUUCAGAAGGCUUGUUCAUAAUAUCGGCCAACGAUUGCACGCGUUGAAGGUAGACGAGGUGGAAGAAGAUGGGUCCGGUAUGUUGCUUGACGACUCCUCCAGUAUCGCAUCGAGCGACACUCUCGCCUAACAUUAUGUUUUUGAUCAAUACAGAGUGGGAGAACUCCUCAGUUAACUCUGAACAGUUUGAUGAACUGGGAGAUAUCAAGAUGUCAACGGAGGAGGUCAA
Neurospora hispaniola is the source of this 7961-nucleotide messenger RNA. RefSeq lists its product as uncharacterized. Gene Ontology annotation, biological process: protein deubiquitination. Lineage: Eukaryota; Fungi; Ascomycota; Sordariomycetes; Sordariales; Sordariaceae. Gene Ontology annotation, molecular function: cysteine-type deubiquitinase activity. Bases 201 to 7862 code for a protein of 2553 amino acids. The transcript has 5 exons. Gene Ontology annotation, cellular component: nucleus; cytosol. The record is from RefSeq and is a predicted model, not a curated record.